AGCCGGCGGCGCGCGCCAUGGCGGCGGGUACACGGGGUAACAGGGGGUGUCCAGAUGUGGAUUCUGUCCCCCCACCGAUCCCGGUGCCGGUACCAGCAGCCUGGCAGCGUCCCUACCUGAACAUCUUCAAGCACUUCCGUGUGGAGGAGUGGAAGCGUUCUGCCAAGGAGGGGGACGUGGCUGCCCUCACGGACACGAGGCUGAAGGGAACAAUCUACCGGAUCCGGGGCUCCAACCCUGCCAGCAGUUACCUGCAGCUGCCCCGGGCUGGGACACAGUCACUGGGGCUCACGGGGCGCUACCUCUACCUGCUCUUCAGGCCCCUGCCCCACAAGCACUUCCUCGUUCACUUGGAUGUCACCACCGAGGAAAACCAGGUGGUUCGCAUCUCCUUCUCCAACCUCUUCAAGGAGUUCAAAUGCACAGCCACCUGGCUGCAGUUCCCCUUUGUCUGUGGAGCAGCCAAGGACUCAGCGGGUGACUCUGUGUCCCGGCGUGGUGCCUCUGGAGCAGCCCCUGCCGACGUGCGCUGGACGUGCCUGGUGCUGGACUUGCCCUCCAUCCUUUCCCUGUACCUGAACCGCCGGUACAGCCACCUCAGGGCUGUCAAGCUCUGCUCCAACCUGCUCGUGAAGAACCUCUGCACCAGCGACUUGGUGUUUGACCCAGGUGUGACCUUCUCCAAGGCCCGGCACACCGACCUGGCCUGCCGUGGGACCGCUCCCAUGCCAAGGGAAAUGGCAUUCCCUGUGCCCAAGGGAGAGAAUUGGCAUGACCUCUACGACUACAUCAGGUUCCCAUCCGAGGGGCUGAAGCUGCCGUACAACUCCAUCCAGAGGAGCUGUCCCAGUCCUGCAGCAGGUGACGGAGCCUCGGAGGAGCCUGUCCGCCAGCUGCCCCCGCCGGUGACGCUCACCAGGGCCGUGUGUGACCGCCUGUCCCUCAUCCACCACAUCACCAGUCCCAAAGCUGUGCCACGCCGCUCUCCUGUAAUCACAAAAAGCAUCCCUGAGGUUCACCUGACAGCCCCGAGAGCUGUGCCUGCUGGGCACCUGGUGCCAGAGGAGAACCAGAGACUGCACAGUGUGGGGGACACUGGGCAGCCACCAUCAGCCAUCCAUGUCUACGCUCAUCAGAGGGGUGGACGGACCACCCGAGCUGUCCCUGCCGGCUCAGAGGAGAGGCUCUUACCGGAUCCCAUCCUGAAGCUGAGAACGAUUAUUGGCUUUGGAGGCUGCAGCACCAAAUGGGCGCUGUGGACGCAGAACAACGCCGCGGUGGUGUACCCCUGCCACGCCGUCAUCGUCACCCUGCAGCUCCGCACCGGCGAGCAGAGGUUCUUCCUUGGCCACACAGAUAAGGUGUCAGCGCUGGCCUUCAACGGGAGCAGCACCUUGCUGGCCUCGGCGCAGGCCGGGCCCCGGGGCGUGGGGCGCCUCUGGGACUUCCGCACAGGCACCUGCCUGGCUGUGUUCAAAACCCAUGUGCACUCCCUCUGGUCCCUCAGCUUUUCCCGCAGCGGAGCCGUUCUGUGCGGAGUCGGGAGGGACGGGCAUGGCAAAACGUUGGUGGUGGUGUGGAACACUGCUCAAGUAACCCGUGGUGGAGGGGUGGCUGUGCUGGCCAAAGCACACACAGAUAUGGACAUCCAGGCCUUGAAGAUUGCUUUCUUUGAUGAGACCAGGAUGGUGUCGUGUGGCCGGGACAACAUCCGGCUGUGGCGAGUGCGGAGCGGGGCCCUGCACUCGUGUCCCGUCAACCUGGGCGAGUACCAUUCCCUGGACUUCACUGACCUGGCCUUCGAGGAGGGGCCCGUGGCUGAGCAGGAGCAGGAGGACCGUGCGCUCUUUGUCUGCAGCAAGAGCGGCCACGUGCUGGAGGUGGAUUACAAGAACAUGUCUGUGCGGAGCGCGCGGCGGCUGCUGCCGGCACAGCCCCGGGAACAUGGGCAGGAGCAGGCAGGGAGCAGCUCAGGCCCUGGGAUUGCUAUAAACAGUAUCAGUAUGUCCUUGACCUUCUGUGCCACGGGAUCAGAGGAUGGCUACGUGCGGCUGUGGCCACUGGACUUCUCAGCCGUUGUCUUGGAGGCAGAGCACGAGGCUCCGGUGAGUUCUGUCUGCAUCAGCCCCGACAGCCGCAAAGUCUUGUGCAGCACAGCUGCUGGGAGCCUGGGCUACGUGGACAUCCAGUCCCGGGACUACAACACCCUCAUGCGCUCGCACAAGGCCGCCGUGCUGGGCUUCUCGGUGGGCGGCGUUCGGAAGCAGAUAGCAACAGUGUCUCAGGACAGCACCAUCCGAGUGUGGGACCUGGUCUCCAUGCAGCAGCUGUAUGACUUUGCAGCCACAGAGGAAGCACCGUGUGCCGUGGCUUUCCACCCCACCUGGAAGAUCCUGGCCUGUGGAUUUGACAGUGGGACAGUGCGGACCUUCAGCUUGGCCGCCUCCAAUCUCCUGCUGGAGCACAAGCAGCACUGCACUGCCAUCACCGGGCUGACCUUCUCUCCAGAUGGCAAUUUCAUGUUCAGCUCCUGUUUGCAGGGCACUCUGGCUCUGUACAGGUGUGUGGCGCAGAAAAGCCACGUCCGGAGGGUCCUGGGAAACGUGGUGGCCCGGGAUGCUGGGAGCGGUUGGGAUGCCCUGGUGGUCAGUGGGGACAGUCACCUCCUGGCCUUCGUGGGGCCCUCCAAGUAUGUGGUGACCGUGAUGGAGGCCUGUUCUCUUGAUGAGCUGCUGAGGGUGGACAUCAGCAUUCUUGACUUGCACAGCACUGUCUUGGACUCUGCAGUGAGGGUCUGCUUUGGUCCUGUGCCUCAAGGCGAGCUCCUGGUAUCCACUUCUUCCAAUAAAAUCCUCGUGCUUGAUGCAAAAACAGGACGACUGGUGCGAGAGGUGUCCCCCAUGCACAAGCUGACGUGUUCUUCCUUUGCACUGAGCAGGGAUGGCCAGUACCUGCUCACUGCUGGUGACAAGGUUAUCAAAGUGUGGGACUACCGGAUGCGCUUCGAUAUCAACUUCCAGGUGUACAUCGGCCACUCGGAGCCCGUGCACCAGGUCGCCUUCACCCCGGACCAGCAGCACGUUGUCAGUGUUGGAGAUGCCAUCUUCCUCUGGGACUUCCUGGCUCCAGUUGGAGCAAGGUCACCCCCAACCAGGGCUCAUUCCCCCGCAUCUGCUCGGCUGCCAGGACCAGAAGGCAGCUCUGAGAAGCCAAAGGAUGUCUCUGAGACCCUUAGGCAGACAGUGCCUCUUCCACUGCUGUCCUCACCCCCGUGUUUGGAUAUCAGCUCUGCCCACCAAGCAGGAUAUCAAGGUAUUUUCUCUGAGUUGGACAAAAAGGAGGAAGCAGGUCUGCCAGGCAGCAGCAGGAUGGUGGCAAACAGAGACAAAGAUCCCUCAAUCUUUGUGGUGGAGUCAGACAGGAACAAGGAGCUUGUGAGGCCCAAAGUGAGGCAGGAGAGCCCAAGUUCUCCUGAAAAAUCAACAAAUGAAGCCAGGAAGGGAACCAAAACUCCCAAGUCCCAGUGCUCCAUCCGCCCGGAUUCCUACCGGCACUUCACUCCUCGCUUCAAGGCAUCGGUGCUGCCCCAGAGUUUCCUGUCUCCUCCAGCAGGCAGCGAGGUCUUGAAGCUGAAAGCAGUGAUCGGCUACAAUGGAAAUGGCAGAGGGAACAUGGUGUGGAACCCAGAUACAGGUACACUGGGAAUGCUCUGGGGGAGGGGCAGAGGAGCUGAUGUGCUUUGGGCUGUGGCACCUGUAGAGCCCCUGUUGCCCACCUUGUCCCUGGUGCAGGUGACCGAGGUGUGCUUCAGUCCUGACGAGACUCACUGUGCCACGUGCGGGGAGGAUGGCAGCGUGAGGGUCUGGGCUCUGAGCAGCACAGAGCUGGUGGUCCAGUUCCAGGUGCUCAACCAGAGCUGCCAGUGCCUGGCCUGGAAGCCUCGUCCCAUCGGGCUGUGGGGAGCUGAGAGCCAGCACGUGGUGGCAGGAUACAGUGAUGGCACCAUCCGUGUGUUCAGUGUUUCCAGGACAGAAAUGGAGCUGAAAAUGCACCCCCACAACGCUGCACUGACAGCAAUCACCUACUCCACGGACGGAGAAAUGAUCUUAUCAGGGGGCAAGGAUGGGCUGGUGGCUGUGAGCAGCCCUCGCACUGGAAUGACCAUCCAUGUCGUGGCUGACCACAAAGGCUCCCCCAUCACUGUUCUCCAGUGCACCAGGAAGCAGUACCACGACUUCGGGGUGGAAGGGGGUGAGCUCUGGCUGGCCACGAGCUCGGACCGCCGGGUCAGCGUCUGGGCCUCCGACUGGCUCCAGGACAAGUGUGAGCUCCUCGACUGGCUCAGCUUCCCAGCUCCUGCCGACCCUGAGGGUCUCGACCUCCCUCCCAGCCUGGCUGCGUUCUGCCCUUGGGAACAAGAUGUCCUGGUCUACGUGGGGUUUGGGAUGCAGGAGGAAGCCUUGUUCUACAAUCUGCGCAAGAAGCAGGUGGUCAGGAGAGUCUCCUUGCCAGCCUUUGCCACCUCGCUCAGCCUGUCCCCGGCUGCACCCUUCAUGGCCCUUGGCUUCCACGCCCAGGUGGGGAAGACGUCCCUGAUCAUGGCCCUGGUGGGCGAGGAGUUUCCUGAAGAGGUGCCCCCCCGGGCAGAGGAGAUCACGAUCCCGGCCGACGUCACCCCUGAGAAGGUCCCCACACACAUAGUGGACUACUCAGAGGCAGAGCAGACAGAGGAGGAGCUGCAGGAGGAGAUCUCCAAGGCCAACGUGGUCUGUGUGGUGUACGAUGUCACCAAGGAGGCCACCAUUGACAAGAUUCGCACAAAGUGGAUUCCCAUGGUGAACGGGGGACUUGAAAAGGGAUCCAGGAUCCCCAUUAUUUUAGUGGGAAACAAGUCUGACUUGCAGAUGGGCAGCUCCAUGGAGGUCAUCCUGCCCAUCAUGAACCAGUUCUCGGAGAUUGAGACCUGUGUGGAGUGCUCUGCCAAGAACCUCAAGAACAUCUCUGAGCUCUUCUACUACGCCCAGAAAGCUGUGCUGCACCCCACUGCCCCGCUCUACGACCCGGAGGAGAAGCAGCUGAAACCCACCUGUGCACGAGCACUGACCCGGAUCUUCAACCUCUCAGACCAGGAUAACAACCAGAUCCUUAGUGAUGAUGAACUUAACUACUUCCAGAAGUCCUGUUUUGGAAACCCACUGGCUCCACAGGCCCUGGAGGAUGUGAAGAUGGUUGUGUGGAAGAACACGACAGACGGGGUGCAGGACAACGGCCUGACCUUGAAUGGCUUCCUCUUCCUCAACACACUCUUUAUCCAGAGGGGCCGGCACGAGACCACCUGGACCAUCCUGCGCCGCUUCGGCUACGACGACGAGCUGGAGCUGACGGACGAUUACCUGUACCCACAGUUCCGUGUGCCCCCCGGCUGCUCCACAGAGCUGAACCACUUGGGAUACCAGUUCCUGCAGCGGCUGUUUGAGAAGCACGACAAGGACCAAGAUGGAGCCCUCUCGCACACAGAGCUGCAGAACUUCUUCAGCGUGUUCCCCUGCGUGCCCUGGGGCCCCGAGCUCUCCAACACGGUAUGCACCACUGAUAAAGGCCUGCUUUCCCUGCAUGGAUUCCUCUGCCAGUGGACGCUCGUGGCUUACCUGGAUGUACGGCACUGCCUGGAGUGCCUGGGCUACUUGGGCUACCCCAUCCUGUCGGAGCAGGACUCGCAGACACAGGCCCUCACAGUGACCCGGGAGAAGAGGAUUGACCUGGAGAAAGGGCAGACCCAGAGGAAUGUGUUCCUGUGCAAGGUGCUGGGAGCCCGGGGCGCAGGCAAGUCCGCCUUCCUGCAGGCCUUCCUCGGCAGGAGCCUGGCGGCCCAGAAGGAGAACCCGGGACAGCCAUCCCCCUACAGCAUCAACACGGUGCAGGUCAAUGGCCAGGAGAAAUACCUCAUACUGUAUGAGGUCAGCGCCGACUCGACGUUCACGAAGCCGUCAGACACAGCCUGCGACGUCGCCUGCUUCGUCUACGACCUGAGCGACCCCAAAUCCUUCAGCUACUGUGCCACUGUUUAUAAGCAGCACUAUAUGGACAGCCAGAUCCCCUGUGUCUUCGUGGCCUCCAAGACGGACCUGCCAGAAGCCAGCCAGCAGCCUGGGCUGGCCCCAGCUGAGUUCUGCUACAAGCACUGCCUCCCUCCACCCUUUCCCUUCACCUGCCACUGCCAGGGACCACCCAGCACUGCUGUCUACACCAAGCUGGCCACUGCUGCCACCUUCCCCCACCUGAAUGCUGUGGAGUUGGGAGUCGCAUCCUUCUGGCUCCGGGUGGCCCUGGGGGCCGCGGUGACAGCGCUGGUGGGGUUCACACUGUACCGUGUGCUGGCCAAGAACAAAUGAGAGCCACUCUGCACCCCAUCCCCCCCUGACACCAGCUCCCUGUCCCCAGCGACACCCUGGUGAGGGGCCCUGCCUCAAGCUGGUCCCUGGUAGGAAAUCCUCCUCUCCCCCAGCCUGGAUUGCAGGGCCAGUGAAACCAGACCUCUCAGCACCAGCAGGACAGAUCCCUGGCACCAGCCAGCCUCAACCUGUGGCCUCCUGGCCCCAGUGGCACCAGGGCAGGCAGCUCUGCUGGGGAUCUGCCUCACCAGCAGCUGGAGGAUCACCCUCAUCUUUUAUUCUGUUAAAUUUUUUUAAUGUUUGUUUUUAAGCUCGAACGUGAGUGUUUCAGUGUCUGUUGGGCCGGGCACAUCCCCUCCCCAGAGGGCUGUGCUGGUGGCCUCAAUUCUGGGAGGUGGUCAAUGCUCUCAGAGCCCCUGGGAGCUCCAGCAGCAGCUGAGCUGUCAAAUGAGCUCAUGGCUCCAGCUCCCUGGGGCACAUCUCCAUCUCCUGUCCUGGUUUCCCUCAGCCAGGGAAAGGCAGCUGGGGAGGGAGGGCCAGGCACUUAAAGCCCCCAGUCCUGGUGUUUUGGGGUCAGGCCUGGCCUCUCUUGCUGAGAUGCAGUGGCUGCAGCCCUGGGCUGUGAGGGGGGACAGUGAUACCCAGGGUCUGUCCCAGGCUCUUGUUUCUGCACAAAAAUGUGAGUCCCGCUGCGUGCUGGGCUCUGGGUCCAUCUGCCCUCCUUUCCUGCCACCUGCAUGGCCCAUCCUGUCCCCAUCCCUGGCCACCAGUAUUCAUGGUCACCAGUAUUCACAAGUCUCUGAGGGCAUUGGGUGCCCACAGUCCUUCCCUGGCAGUGCCAUCACUGAGCUGAUGGCACGCUGUGCCCUACAGCCCACGUCCUGCUGUCCCCUCUGCAGGGCCCUGUCCAGAGUGUGAGGCUCCUGGUACAACUGGAAGCUCCUUUCCCCUGUCCCCUGCCUGCACCUGAGCUGGCAUCAGCAGCCGGGACUGAGCUCAGCACCAGUCUGGGGUCAGAGCUCCACAGUGCCCCUGUCUCCAAGUCCCAAAGAGCAAGGCCAGCACCCACCCCUGGGCUCCUGUCCCUCCACGGGGAGCCUGGAUGAGCCCCUGGCUGAGAGACACCCGCCUGGGCUCCCCCAGCACACUCAGGGUCGGUCUCUUUGCAGGCAGCCUGGGGGGGCAGCUCCGAGGUAGCACCUGGAGCUGCUUUUUUAUGUGUUCUGUCUAUUUAAAUGUUUUACCGUGGCCUGGAGCCAGUGAGGGGCAUGAGAGGUGCCACCAGCAUCUCUCAGGGAACAGUCCCACAGUGGUGCCCAAAGUCCCCAGCACUGGCCAGCUGGGGGGUCCCUGCCUGUGCCAGAGCUGCUGUGCCGGUCGGGCGCCCACGUGCUGCUGGCCCCUGGUUCCUGGCACUGCCAGGGCCAUGUCCCUGCCGUGUCUUUAUCCCUCUCCAUGCCCACCAUGUGUGGCUCUGCCACCCCAGGCCCAUGCCUGGUGUCUGUCCCUGCUCCACGUCUGCUGGAGCUGUGAUGUUUUAGGUUUGUUCUCUACAACAAAAUAAAUUUUUACACACCUUC
Molecule: messenger RNA, 7972 nt
Organism: Lepidothrix coronata (blue-crowned manakin)
Lineage: Eukaryota; Metazoa; Chordata; Aves; Passeriformes; Pipridae
Gene: WDR90
Product: WD repeat domain 90
Exons: 53
Coding region: 18-6392 (2124 amino acids)
Biological process (GO): cilium assembly
Molecular function (GO): calcium ion binding; protein binding; GTPase activity
Source: RefSeq, a predicted model, not a curated record